ACCGUCUGCCAAAAAUGGCGGAAGAGGCCGCUAAAAACAUCACAAUAAUUUUUGCCGCGCGGCUUCCUUCCUUCCCCAUAAAAUCGUGACCAACGACAUGUAACAGGCGUGGAGGGAAACCUGGAUCUCAACGAUGUCUUCCGAUCCUUCAGUAAAGCCGAGAUCGUCGCGAACGCGGCGCGCGAAAAUGGUCCUGUCGUCUGAACUGAUGACCGCCGCCGGUGGCGAUGACGAUAUCACGUCAAAGUUACGGAGGGAGGCCGGAUCGCCGAUCAGACAGAUUGAGACAGAAGCAGCUGUCAUCACAUUCUCCAUGGGCCAGCAAGAUGGAGAAUCAUCAGAUGAAGAAAACCCAACAUUUGUUCAGGCAAGGCUGGCCUCAACACCAGUGUUACAGAGUGUUUCUCCAUCCAGUAAGGCUCUUCAAGAUAUCUGUGAAGAGAAUGGGAUAUCUAGUAGCCAGGAGAUGGCAAGAACAGUAGAAAAUGGUGCAGAAAGAGGGGAGGAAGACCCUAAAAAUCUUACAAAUGACAGUGUACAUGAAUCUUCUCCAAAUGCUUUUAUGUCAGAAGUUUCAGAACAGCAAAAACCUGGAAGACCCAGUGAUGUUCUUGUUGUCCGCUCAAAGCAGAGGAGGGCUGUUGCGAGUAGCCCUGUGGACAGUGGGAUUUCAGAUGAGGUGUUGUCGACAGACGCCCUUCAGGGAGAGGGCUCCGGGAGGUUUAAUCCGUUUGACCGUGACAUUGUUAUCGAUGAAGACAGGUUUGCCAACACCCCUCCAGAAAACUCUCCCAUUGCAAAAGAACUCAGAGCCAACAGCGGCAGUUCGGGGUCCCACGGCCCCGUGUCGAAAUCCGACCGAACCUCGUCCAAGUCCAGCGAUGACAGCGAAUCGUGGCCCGAGUCAUACACCACACACGACACAGACAUUGACGAGGAGCUGGCAAACGCUGCCCUGGGUCUGACCGAGGAUCACUUCUCCCGACCUGACGGCUACUUUGGCAUGUCCAGGGUGGAAGAACUGGAGCAGUCCAUUGAGAACUGCAAGGAUCUGAUCUUAGCAGAGCCUCCUCACAGCGACAAACGACGCAGUCUUAUAAGGAAGAUCACGCAGCUGCGCCUAAAUCUGGUAGAAAUAGAAGACAGCAAAGUGGAGGAGGAACCAAACGUAAAGGUUAUCCUGGGACACAAGUUUAAGAAGAGGCAGGGGAAGAGUGUGAAGUACAGCUGUGAACAGUGCAAUAACCUGAUCUGGGGCAUGCUGCAGACCUGGUACGGGUGUAAGGGCUGCGGCUGCCACUGCCAUGGCAAGUGUCUGAACCAGCUGACCAGGGUGUGUGCAGGAACCAAGCUGGGGUCCUCACAGCUGAUACUGCAGAUCUGUCCUGAAGUGGGCAUCUCCAGGCAAAAGUACAGAUGUGGAGACUGCAGAGUGCAGUUGUACCGUGACACAGAGAUGCGACAGUGUGACUACACGGGACAGUACUACUGCACAUCCUGUCACUGGAACGACACGGCAGUCAUCCCUGCACGCGCCAUGCACAACUGGGACUUCCAGCCAUGCAAGGUUGCGAGGCAGUCAAAGCAGUACCUGCAGUUGGUGUUCUACAAGCCCCUGCUGAACCCUCAGGAGUCCAACCCUCAGCUGUUCAGCCGUGUGGAGGAGCUGGACCAUGUCAGGAAGCUGCGCAGGGAGAUCCUACUCAUGAAGAACUACUUCAUCUCAUGUCGCGUCGCCCUGGAGCAGAAACUGCUCCUCCAGCUGAAGGAGAGGCAGCACUUCGUGGAGACAUCCGACAUGUACUCGCUGAAUGACUUGUGUGAGACGGAGAGUGGAAACCUUUUAGACGAGCUUACGAACAUCCACGUAGGCUACGCGCACCACAUCAAGUUGGACUGCCCGACAUGCCAGGGGAAGGGGUUUAUUUGUGAGUUGUGUGAGGACUCAGACGUGCUGUUCCCCUUUGAUGUCAGCGUGCACGUGUGUGACAAGUGCUCGACCGUGUACCACAGGGACUGCUUCCCCAGUGAGAAGGAUUCCUGCCCAAAGUGUCAACGAAUUUCACAAAGAACUGUUUGAAAAUUUUUACUGAUAUCAUGUCAUGACCUGUGUCAUAAGUAAAUUGAGGAAAAAAGAGGUGGCUUCUCAAUGCCAGUUUUUAAAAAGUUGCACCAUUUUCUUUUUCCUUAUUUUAAUGUUGUCUCUUUUCAGUCUUUCGUUUCCAUGCAAAUUCCUCUGCAUUUAAGAAACAAACAAUCAAGCAGGUACUGAAUUGAAUUAGGAGUAUUUUGCACAUUGUCUCCAGAUGUACACAUGUAUGUACCUUGCUGAUCAUUAUGAUUGUGAACUGGUAGCCAUUGUCAGCCUUGUUGCACCUAUGAACAUACAUGUAUGUAUCAUGUACAAUGUUAGAUAGGAUAGAAUUUUGAGUGUGCAGAGAACCAGGUGUAAAAAUGUUGAUUGAAACUUAAAUUUCAUUUUAUUUGGUUAGGUUCUAGUGAGAAAUUUUAUAAUCAACAAAUUAAAGUACAAAAUGUACAUGCUGGCACAAUUUUAUGGAAAAUGCUCACAAUGUUUAACAAGAAGAAGAAGGCUAGGAAGUGAAAUUGAAGUCUUUAUAUAUUGUGUGGGAAUAAACAAUUGUGUGAUGACUAGUCAUCUGUGAAUAAUUUUUAUAAAAUGUCAAUGAUAAAUUUUCUGUACCUAGACCAUGUCAGAGUUGAUAAUAUGAUCAUCAGGUCGAAAAAAAACCUUGUGGAAAAAGUAAUGCUCAAUAGCUUGCAGCCUUGCACUAUUGCUAUUGUGAACUGUAUGCCUUCACUGUGCCUCAUGAUUAUAUUGUACCAGUUAACUUGUUACCAUUGCAGUUGCCUUAUAUGCAAUUAUUUAUGACUUAAUGGGGAAAGCUUUGCAGAUGCAGACUUGUGUUUUAGUUGUAUAAAUUUGCCAUUUUAGUGCAAUUUGUUUUGAUAUUAAUACAUGUACAAAUGUACAUGUUACGGAGAUAACAGAUGAGCUGACAUGCUGUACAGAGCAUGUUUAAAUAUUCUCAUGUCUGUAAUAUGUGGCAUCAUAUAUGGUUAAUAUCCUCUCUUAUGAUAGCUAAUCUAAAAGAUGAAUGUACGUAUCGGCUCAAUAAUGAAAAAUGGUCUUGCCACGUUGACUCUGAGUUUAUUGAUCGGCUUCCAUAAUGAAAAAUUGCAAUGAAAGAAAUGGUCUUCCGAUGUUUGUUGUACUGUAUUGAUUUUUACUGUCCCUCCAUUAAGGUCAUACAUGUUUAUAUAGAGAGUCCUAUGUUUCUGUUGUGAAAGAAAUACUAUGUUGACUUCUUAGAUUCAUUCUAUCAGAUUCCUUUGUUUUAUUAUUCGGAAUCAACAAAAUGUAUGCCACAAAAAUUUCAUUGUAUUUUUAUUUUAUUUUGAGACAAUCAUUUUAUGAUGGGAAAAAGAAUUCAAUUUGGUAGAUAUGAUUCAUAUCUAUUUAUUGCUCUAGCUAAAAGCUCUAUCCUAUGUUAGUAUCAAGAGGGAAAAUUCACAUGUCAGAUGGUUUGAUCCUG
Branchiostoma belcheri (Belcher's lancelet) is the source of this 3557-nucleotide messenger RNA. RefSeq names its product differentially expressed in FDCP 8 homolog B-like. The record is from RefSeq and is a predicted model, not a curated record. The transcript has 4 exons. Lineage: Eukaryota; Metazoa; Chordata; Leptocardii; Amphioxiformes; Branchiostomatidae. The coding region runs from base 134 to 2080 and encodes 648 amino acids.